Molecule: messenger RNA, 689 nt
Organism: Ricinus communis (castor bean)
Lineage: Eukaryota; Viridiplantae; Streptophyta; Magnoliopsida; Malpighiales; Euphorbiaceae
Product: acyl carrier protein 1, chloroplastic
Exons: 4
Coding region: 143-550 (135 amino acids)
Biological process (GO): fatty acid biosynthetic process
Molecular function (GO): phosphopantetheine binding; acyl carrier activity
Source: RefSeq, a predicted model, not a curated record
GCAAUACUGUAUGACAAAGGAGGACACCUACUAUAAGAAACCCAACUGCCUUUGUAUUUACACUCACCUCGUUUUCGCCGUCUCUUUUCUCUUUCUCUUUCUCUUUCUCUUUCUCUUUCUCCGUACUUGAAGCAUUUCCCAAAUGGCAGCCGCCGCAGGUUUAUCAAUCUCCAUGCACUCUCCUUCUAGCUUGGCUGCAACCAAAAUCUCUAGUCUGAAGUCAUUUGCACUUCCAGUUCAGAGAACUUUCCUGUCAUUCAGGGUUCGACCAGUUCCAGCUCGCCUUAGCAUUUCUUGCGCUGCCAAGCCGGAAACAGUAGAAAAGGUCUGUGGCAUAGUGAAGAAACAGCUGGCAUUACCAGCAGAAACUGCUGUUACCGGCGAGUCAAAAUUCGCAGAACUUGGAGCAGAUUCACUUGAUACAGUUGAGAUUGUGAUGGGACUCGAGGAGGAAUUUGGGAUCAACGUGGAAGAGGAGAGCGCCCAGAGCAUUGCAACAGUUCAGGAUGCUGCUGAUCUUAUUGAGGAACUUGUUGAGAAGAAGGCUUAGAAGAAACGACCAUCAAACUUAGAAAUCCUUCUCUCUUGCAACUAUGUUUUUUUGUUAGCCUGCUACAGGAGUGCUAGGCAGUCUUGUUGUGAACGUGUCUUUGUUGGUUUUGUUAUGAAAUUUUUCUUAAUUUCCUGAA